AUGACUCUGUUUUGGUUUCUCUCACUUUUAUUCCUCGUCUCUAUCCUUCUUAUCUCUGUCAAACACACUAAGCGGCCAUGGCGGCAACCACCGUGUCCUCCAGGCUUACCGAUCAUUGGAAACUUGCACCAGCUCGGAGAAUUACCACAUCAAUCUCUAUGGACACUCUCAAAGAAGUAUGGUCCUGUAAUGUUACUGAAACUUGGAAGUGUUUCAACAGUUAUCGUUUCUUCUCCUGAAACAGCUAAACAAGUUCUUAAAGACUAUGACCUUCAUUGUUGUAGCCGUCCAAGCUUGGAAGGCACAAGAAAGCUUUCUUACAACUAUCUAGACAUUGCUUUCUCUAGAUUCGAUGAUUAUUGGAGAGAAUUAAGAAAGCUUUGUGUUCAAAAACUCUUUAGUGCUAAACGAGUUAAGUUGAUUGAACCCCUCAAGGAGGAGGAGAUGAGGAAACUGAUUGAGUCAAUUACUGAAUCUGCUUCUCAGAAAACUCUAAUUAACUUGAGCGAGAAGUUUCUUUCUUUAAACGCAAGUGUGAUUUGCAAGGCAGCAUUUGGUGUGAAUUUCCAAACAACUGUGCUCAACAAUGAAAGGUUCCAAGAUUUAGUCCAUGAAGCUCUCGAGAUGUUGGGGAGCUUCUCUGCUUCAGAUUUUUUCCCGCAUAUUGGUUGGAUCUUCGACUUGUUCACGGGUUUACACGCACGGAGAGAGAGAAGUGUGCGAGAUCUUGAUGCUUUCUAUGAACAAAUGAUUGGUUUGCAUCUACAGAAAAACAGAGAAUCAAGUGAAGGUGAUUUUUUGGACUUGCUACUGAAGUUGGAGAAGGGAGAAGCUGUUCUCGGACAUGGCAAAUUCACAAGAAACCAUAUCAAAGCAAUCUUGAUGAACAUCCUUUUGGGUGGAAUCAAUACUUCUGCAAUAACCAUGACUUGGGCAAUGGCUGAACUCGCAAGAAACCCGCGGGUGAUGAAGAAGGUUCAAUCUGAAAUCAGAGACCAAAUAGGGGAAAACAACAAAACAAGAAUCAUAAACUUAGAUGAGACUAAUCAACUCAUUUACCUAAAAAUGGUGAUCAAAGAAACAUGGAGGUUACAUCCAGUAACACCUCUUCUAGUCCCAAGAGAAGUAACAUGUGGAUUUCAAAUCAACGGCUACACAAUUCAACCAAACACAAGGCUUCAUGUUAACGUAUGGGCUAUUGGCCGUGAUCCAAGGAUAUGGAAAAAUCCAGAAGAGUUUUUCCCUGAGAGGUUUAUAGAUUGUGACAUUGAUGUUAAAGGACAAGACUUUGAGCUGUUGCCAUUUGGUAGUGGUCGGAGAAUUUGUCCAGCAAUGUACAUGGGGAUAACAACGGUUGAGUUUGGUCUUGCGCAUCUCUUGUACCACUUUGAUUGGAAGUUACCAGAAGGUAUGACGGUAGAAAACAAUGACAUGGAUGAAGCUUCUGGACUCACUUCCCAUAAGAAACAUGAUCUUCUACUUGUUCCUGUGAAACCUUUAGAUCCAUGA
Molecule: messenger RNA, 1509 nt
Organism: Capsella rubella
Lineage: Eukaryota; Viridiplantae; Streptophyta; Magnoliopsida; Brassicales; Brassicaceae
Product: cytochrome P450 71B10
Exons: 3
Coding region: 1-1509 (502 amino acids)
Molecular function (GO): iron ion binding; monooxygenase activity; oxidoreductase activity, acting on paired donors, with incorporation or reduction of molecular oxygen
Source: RefSeq, a predicted model, not a curated record